AUGAAGCUGAGAGCAAAAGGCCUCGGCCUCCUGCUUCUCCUUGUCUUGCUUGCUCUUUGCUCCACCAUUGAGGUCAGCGAGGCGAGAAGAGGCAAGCAUUGGAGGCCAAGGAGCUCACCAGGCUCCACGCAGCUGAAGAAAGGCAAAGGAAAGAAGAGUAGCUCCCACCGGCAAUAUGGUAGCAACCGGCCAAGUCCGAAGCCACCGGUCAGCUCGACACCAAGCCCUGGUGCUGGCAAAGGAAAUCAGAAUCCGUACCAGCAGCCAAGUCCAACUCCGGAUGCCCCUUUCAGCCCAAGUCCAAGCCCUGCCAACAGCAGUAGGCAUCCGAGUCCCAAGCCGCCGACUCCAGGCUGUGGAAAGGGUCAUCAACAGCCAUCGCGGCCACCACUGCCACCACCAGCCUCACAGGGUGCAGUCUUCAACGUGGUUGAUUUUGGAGCCAAGGGUGAUGGAGUCACAGAUGAUACUAAGGCUUUUGAAGGAGCCUGGGCUGCUGCCUGCAAGCAGGGGGCAUCUACAGUUCUCGUACCACGAGAACUAGAGUUCCUUGUUGGGCCAAUCUCGUUCUCUGGGCCUUACUGCAAACCAAACAUUGUCUUCCAGCUGGAAGGAACAAUCCUAGCUCCAACCAGUGCUAGACCUUGGGGUUCUGGCUUGCUCCAGUGGCUUGAGUUCACCAAACUAAAUGGAAUAGUAAUUCAAGGCAAUGGCAUCAUAAAUGGCAGAGGGCAACAAUGGUGGACCUACUCAGACCCAGAGGAUGAGGAUGAUGAUGACACGUACGAUGUGGAGCUCGAGAGAAUGCCGCAGAUUAAACCUACAGCAUUGAGGUUUUAUGGUAGUUUCAACGUCUUAGUAUCUGGCAUCACUAUUGUCAACAGCUCACAGUGCCAUCUUAAGUUUGACAACUGUCAAGGAGUCAUGGUCCACGACGUGACUAUAUCCUCCCCUGAGAACAGUCUCAACACUGACGGAAUACACCUGCAGAACUCCAAAGAUGUCAGCAUUCAUCAUAUGAAUAUGGCUUGCGGUGACGACUGUAUCUCCAUCCAGACAGGAUGCAGCAACAUAAAUAUACACAACGUGAAUUGUGGACCAGGCCAUGGAAUCAGCAUAGGUGGACUGGGACGGGACAACACAAAAGCAUGUGUAUCAAAUGUUACAGUAAGAGAUGUCAACAUGUUCAGAACCAUGAAUGGUGUCAGGAUCAAGACCUGGCAGGGUGGUGUAGGAUUGGUUCAAGACAUAAGGUUCUCAAAUAUACAAGUCUCAGAAGUUCAAACGCCUAUUAUUAUAGAUCAGUUUUAUUGUGACAAAAGCACUUGCAGAAAUCAAACAUCAGCAGUGGCAGUAUCAGGGGUCCAGUAUGAGAACAUCAGAGGGACAUUUACAAUCAAACCUGUCCACUUUGCAUGCAGUGACAGCUUACCUUGUUCAGGGAUCUCUCUUACCGGUGUGCAACUCAGACCAGUGCAAGUACCCCACUACCACCUGAACAACCCAUUCUGCUGGCAAGCUUUUGGGGAGCUCUACACUCCUACUGUACCUCCCAUAGCUUGCUUGCAGAUUGGAAAACCUGCUGGGAACAACUUACAGACAUAUAACGAUAUAUGUUGAGACACUAUAAGUGCCUUCGUCUAUUGAUUGGUGCUUAUCCAUGAGUGGUCGUUGUGAUACAUCCGACCCCUUUGCACCAUUGCUUGGUUAUGU
This is a messenger RNA of Panicum hallii, 1713 nucleotides long. Its product is annotated as polygalacturonase At1g48100-like. The coding region runs from base 1 to 1620 and encodes 539 amino acids. Lineage: Eukaryota; Viridiplantae; Streptophyta; Magnoliopsida; Poales; Poaceae. Gene Ontology annotation, molecular function: polygalacturonase activity. Gene Ontology annotation, biological process: carbohydrate metabolic process. The transcript has 7 exons. The record is from RefSeq and is a predicted model, not a curated record.